GUCGCGUGAACAGGUUCAUUCCACCUGACAGAUCCUGUCAAUGCACAGACAGGAGUUUUAUAUUUCUAAAAGAAAUUGUAUUUUAGUUUUAAGUCCUGUUCACUCAGUUGGAUUGGAAGGAUUGGCCAACACUCUAAAGACAUGAAAACCCUGAAGUUCCGCCUGCGGAGGACCACAUGUGUGCUGCUGGGCUUCACUAUCAUCUGGUGUCUGAGUUGGCUUUAUUUCCUCCCGAACAGUUCUGACCAGGAUGACAUUGAGAUGCUCGGUAACAACAAACUGAAGAGGCAUGACAAAGUGUGGAUGGAAAAAUGCAGGACUGAAGGCAUGAAGAGAUUUGUCAAGUUUGUGGAUGAUCUCCUGGACAUUUUGGAAUCCUCAAAUUAUUCCUCUCCUUCACCUCCUUCAAGGGACUACAAAGAAGAGCUGCAGGUAGUCCAGCUCAAAAUGAAGGAAGAGAGAGAAAGGGGGAAAAUGAAGGAUGAGGUGAUCAAGCAGCUGCAUUCUGAUAAACUGCAGCUGCAGCAGCAAGUGGCUCACUUGAAGGAACUCCAGAAGCUGCAGGUGGAGAAGGAAGAGAACAAAGACAGCCAAACCACUGAGGAUGGAAACUGCCCACUGCCACCGACGGAUGGAUUCCCACAGUGUGAGGGAAAAUUGAAGUGGAUGAAGGAGAUGUGGAAGACUGAUCCCUGUUAUGGCAGUUAUGGCGUCAACGGGUCCCUGUGCUCCAUCAUCAUUUACCUCAGCGAGAUUGAAUCGUGGUGCCCUGUGCUUCCAGGUCGAUCUUCCUCUUCAGCUCAAGCAGAAAAGUCUGAGGAAGAGUCUGACCAGGCUGUGGUACGGACCAGUCUGGAGGGUCUGUACCCAUCUCUGAAAAACAGAGUCCAGUUCCGAUGGAUUCACCAAAGAAUUCAAAGUAUGGAUGAGAUUUGGGUCGAGGCCGGACGCUCUCUCUCAGCCAAAUACAACCUCACAGAGCGAAAAGCCAAACACAUCCUGGUGCAUCCUGGAGCACUGACGAACGAAUCGGGUUUUAGAAUAGCAGACAGGGCCUUCAGUGGCGGGCCCCUUGGGGAACUGGUCCAGUGGAGUGACCUCAUCUCCACACUUCACAUCCUCGGUCACCACCUUCACUUUUCUGCCUCUAUACCUGAUCUCAACAAUUUUCUUGGCAUUAAUAAAGAGGGUUGCCCCUCUCGUCAGUCAAAACCAAACACAAAGCUGAUCUAUACGGACAUCAUUGGCCUCAGACAGUUUCAGAAAGUACUUCAGAAAUCCUGGAUCAAAUACAAAUGCAUGAUGCGUCUGUUGGACUCGUUUGGCACUGAACCAGACUUCAAUCAUGCAGUUUGGGCCCAGAAGCAGAAGCUUAAAAAUCCCUACGGUGGCUUCAGCCUGACCCCAGCGCAGUUCUACACCAUGUUCCCUCAUACACCAGACAACACCUUCCUGGGCUUCGUGGUGCAGCACCAGAUGAGCUCUGAAUUCACUGAGCAGCUGCGGUCGACCGAGAGGAGAAACCAGGCUCUUGUGUAUGGAAAGAGAGGCCUCUUCUGGGAGGGAAAAGAGGCUUAUCUGGACAUUAUCCACAAGCACUUGGAGAUCCACGGGACGGUCGAAAACCGCACUAAGAUCCCGAGCUAUGUGAAAAACCACGGCAUCGUGAACGGGACUGAGGUGCAGACCCUGCUGAGACAGAGCAAGGUUUUUGUGGGGCUGUCUUUCCCAUAUGAAGGCCCCGCCCCUCUGGAAGCCUUAGCCAAUGGCUGUGCUUUCCUGAACCCGAGGUUGCACCCCCCGCUGAGCAGCUUGAACUCAGAGUUCUUCAAAGGAAAGCCCAACAUCAGAGAGGUGACAUCGCAGAAUCCUUAUGUUGAGGCCAUAGGAGAGCCAUACGUAUGGACGGUGGACAUGUUCAAUGAGACGGAAGUAGAGAAAGCUCUCACUGCGAUUCUCAAUCAAAGUAUUGAGCCCUACCUUCCCUAUGAGUUCACGUGUGAAGGGAUGCUCCAGAGGCUCAGCGUCCUGAUUGAAAAACAGGACUUCUGCUCCAGUGCAGGGAGGUGGCCCCCACUGAGCGCGCUCCAGGUUGUGAAGGCGGAGCCGGGCGUUUCCUGUAAACAGACGUGUCAGAGGGUGGGGCGGAUCUGUGAACCUGCGUUUUUCCCGCAACUCAACAGUGUAAAAGAUCUUGCCGAACAUGGUGUAGAUUGUCAAACAUCAGAAGUGUCCAACAGUAGCCUGGUGUUUCCUGCCUACAACGGUACCAAACACUGUCUGUUCCAGUCGGACCCCCUGCUCUUCAGCUGUGUGAGAUCCAACCAGUCCCUGAUUCGCAUCUGCCCCUGUAGAGACUACAUUAAAGACCAGAUAGCCUUGUGCAAGGCAUGUGUCUAACAGCUGGUUGUCAGUCGCACAUUGACGUUCACACAUACAGCGCCACCGGAGAAACUCUGCAGGAUCUCGUUCCUCUAAUCAGACACAUAUUAGUGUUAAUGAUGACACUCACACUGCACGUGCUCAGGUCGAUCCUCGCCCCACCAGGAAGUCACAGGACACUUCAACAUCUGUCAGUAUUUCUAUCUUUGUCAUGUGUAUAGCUACAAUCUCCUGUCAUGGCUGAUAGCGUGCUAAGGAAGUUAAGCAGCCAUAUACAACAAAGAAUACACAAUUUUUAAAUGAAUUUAUACCAAAAUUGUUUUUUUUAUAUGCUGCUUUUUAUAUGGUAUGAACCGAACAGAAUGCAAUGUCCUCCUGCAGAAUUGUUUGGAGGUUCACAUUCACUUCGAGUGUGACAAAAAAAAAAUCAGUGUUUUUAACUGUUGCAGUUUUGUACAAUAAAUAUAUAUGUUAUAUAAAUAUGUUUAAUCCAAGUCUGCUGCAUUUAUAAAAUUUGUCACUCUUCUUAUCUCCGACUGAAAUAUACAGAUAUAAUCUGUAAGUUCUGCAAUUCAAGGCAUAUUCUAUGCAUAAAAAUACAAUACUCAAAUAUCAGACAUGUUAAUGGGACUGAUAUUUAUGAGUGUGUGCAAUACACAGAUCCAAAUACAAAUCUGGGUCUAGUGAAUUUAAAUGUGGGACGGAAAUCUUUAUGUGAUACUUGAAAUACUAUUGAAUAGUGUGCAUACAAGUUAUACCUGUUUUAUAAUUCUUUUCCUUAACUACACGUCAGAUAAUUGAUUCCAUGACUUCUAAGCUAGUGAUGGGAUUGAUGCUCAAUGUGCUUGUUCUCAGUGUUGAUUGCUACAUGUCACCCAGUUUUAUAAUAUACGUCCCCACUUCCCUUUGAAGGUUGACCUUCCAUGACAAACACACAAUGACUCAACAGCAUUGAUGAAUAAGCAGGAUAAAACUUUAUUAAUCAAUAAAACUUCGCUCUUUGACAAAGAAAUAUCAUUCAUUUAAAUAAAUAAAUGGUGUUUACAUCAUCUGUAAUACCACUGAUAUCAUUACUGUACAAACAGAUAAAUAAUGACUCUGUUACAUAGUCAGCCUCGUUGUCACUUCAGUUACAUGUAUGUGUGUUGUAUGUGUGUGUGGCU
Hippoglossus stenolepis (Pacific halibut) is the source of this 3545-nucleotide messenger RNA. RefSeq names its product alpha-1,6-mannosylglycoprotein 6-beta-N-acetylglucosaminyltransferase A. Gene Ontology annotation, biological process: protein N-linked glycosylation. The transcript is spliced from 19 exons. Bases 142 to 2400 code for a protein of 752 amino acids. NCBI's taxonomy places the organism in Eukaryota, Metazoa, Chordata, Actinopteri, Pleuronectiformes, Pleuronectidae. Gene Ontology annotation, molecular function: alpha-1,6-mannosylglycoprotein 6-beta-N-acetylglucosaminyltransferase activity. The record is from RefSeq and is a predicted model, not a curated record. Gene Ontology annotation, cellular component: Golgi apparatus.